ACGAAUCAGAGAAGGAAGACUUGGCAUUAAAGCUCGCUCGCUCGAGAAGGAAGAGGAGCAAUGGCGAAUACGCAGACUUACGGCUUCCCGAUCUACGCCGCAGACUGGAUCCCGGAAGAAACCGUUAGAUCGAAAAUCGACAAGGAUAAGGAGAAUUCCAAAGAUGGCAGCGAGUCGUCGUCGUCGUCGUCGUCCCGGAGCUGCAUCGUGUUGGCCGGCGGAGGAGGAGAGGGGCGAAGCGGGAUCCCUAACGUCAUAGUAAUCUGUCGUGUUGAUCUCGAAUCCAAUUCUCUCUCGGAACAACCUGUGGGUAGGGUUGUGGUCACUGGUGGUCUUCCUUAUAGAAUGGCUGUUCAUCCUUCGGAAGGGAUUCUUAUCUGUGCAUUGCCAGAGAGUUGCAAACGGUUUGAUUUGGAAAACAUUAUGAGGCCAAGAGAGGGUGUUGAGUUAGAGGAAGUGGUUAACGAGUUAGAAGAUGUUGGACUACAGUUAGCUCUGGCGUUUAAUCAGGAGGGCUCUGUGCUUGCUGCUGGUGGGGAGGAUGGAACUUCGAGGAUUUUUGAAUGGCCUAGUAUGAAAACGUUACUUAAUGAAUCCAAGGCGCAUGCAGAAGUUAAAAACCUAACUUUCAGUGAAAGUGGUAAGUUUCUUGUAUCGCUUGGAGGUCCACUUUGUCGGGUUUGGGACGUAAAUGCUUCUACUGCCGUUGCUAGUCUCUCAAAAGAGAAGGACGAGAUGUUUGCCUCCUGCAGAUUCUCCGUCGACAAUGCAGGCAAUGAAGUUCUAUACAUUGCUGCAAAAACCGAACGUGGUGGAAGUAUCAUAACAUGGGAUACAACAUCAUGGAAAAGAAGACAUUCAAAGCUUUUGAAAAACUACUCUAUAUCGGCCUUUAAUGUCUCACCUGAUGGCAGAUUUCUUGCAUUCGGAACCCUCGAAGGAGAUGUUUUGAUAAUUAGUUCAACAAAAAUGAAGACUCAUCAAUUCGUUAAGAAAGCUCAUCUCGGUUUGGUCACCGCACUGACUUUCUCCCCUGAUUCAAGGUGUUUAGUGUCAGUAUCUAUUGACUCAAGGGCAAAGCUAACCGUCAUUGAACAGAAGGCUGAAACAAAUGGAAUAGACUGGCCGGUGGUGGUUUUGAUGUUUGUGUUGCUAUUAGUGGUUUCUUAUUAUUUCUUGAUGGUAAAGGGGAUCAUAGGUGAAGAAUAGCCUCUCUAAGUGACCCCACGAGACGAUACAUCCGAAAGCCUUGAAACCAACAUAUGCUCUUGCGUUUGUGUUAUGAGAAAAAAAUGCGAAACUUGAAUGCUUUUAUAUAUCAUAGAAAUAGAAAUGUAAACUAACAUUGUAAGAGAGGCAGUAAACUACGAUAUUAUGAAUGAACAAGAUGAUUUGAAGAAAA
Molecule: messenger RNA, 1402 nt
Organism: Raphanus sativus (radish)
Lineage: Eukaryota; Viridiplantae; Streptophyta; Magnoliopsida; Brassicales; Brassicaceae
Product: SEC12-like protein 2
Exons: 10
Coding region: 61-1209 (382 amino acids)
Biological process (GO): protein secretion
Cellular component (GO): endoplasmic reticulum membrane
Molecular function (GO): protein binding; guanyl-nucleotide exchange factor activity; GTPase activator activity
Source: RefSeq, a predicted model, not a curated record